Molecule: messenger RNA, 1452 nt
Organism: Penicillium robsamsonii
Lineage: Eukaryota; Fungi; Ascomycota; Eurotiomycetes; Eurotiales; Aspergillaceae
Product: transcription factor domain-containing protein
Exons: 3
Coding region: 1-1452 (483 amino acids)
Biological process (GO): DNA-templated transcription
Molecular function (GO): zinc ion binding; DNA binding
Source: RefSeq, a predicted model, not a curated record
AUGACGGCGGAAGAUUGUUGGGCUGAGCUUGAUGAAGACAAGCAUAAAGCAUUGAAGAUAUAUCGCACCGGAGUUGAAAGCUCUCUCGCAAAAGCCGAUCUAUUGAAGUCAUCGGACAUGACCAUCCUACAAGCUUUUGUCAUAUACAUCGCUUGCAGCAGGCGUUAUGAUAAAGGACCAGACAUUAGAAAGUUUAUUGGGAAUGCAAUUGGAAUUGCCCUCAACAUCGGCUUGCAUCGCGAUCCAUCUGCUUCAGGACUACCACCCUUUCAAGCCGAAAUGCGGCGUCGACUCUGGUGGCAGAUCUAUAUUCUCGAUAUCAAUAUCGCAGAGGACUGUGGCACAACCCCACGUAUUCUGGAGUCAUGGUUCGACACAAAGCUCCCUUCGAAUGUGAGCGAUGCAAGUCUUGAUAUUGAUAUGAAGGACCCGCCCCGAAACUGCAGCGGAAAAACAGAGAUGAUGCUGAGUCUCGCAAGAUCUGAAAUCGGCAAUUUUGCCCGCCGAAUUAUCUUCUCUGGCCAGUUCUGCGAAGAGAAUUGCUACCCAGCUUUAUCAGCUUCGCAGAAAUGCACAGCGAUAGAUAUUUUCAAAGAAAAAGUCGAACAGCAAUAUUUAUCGCAUCUAGAUCAAAGUAUUGCGUUGGACUAUUUUACAACUGUCUCCUGCAAUUUGAUGCUCGGAAAGCUCAGACUGGCAGUGAUCAAACCCCGAGCGAGACAAGACCAGUCUAUACUCACGCAUAUGAACUUCCGAAAGGUUUGCACGGAGAUCCUGCAGAAAACUUCAACUUUGAAACGCUAUGAAAAGGGCAGACAGUGGGUCUGGACUUUCCAAAACUACGUCGAAUGGGAUGCCUUGACAUGUUUGCUCAUUAAUCUUUCUCUGGCCCCGAAAGGUAAGGCGUUGGAUUCUGCAUGGCAAGCGGUGAAUGAGACAUACGAUUACUUGAAGAUGGAUGGUGAUGCCCGAUGUGAUCGCCACUGGGAGAAUAUCGAGGAACUCCACACGAAAGCUCUAUUUUCUCGGGACAGGAUACAGAUUAAUCCAUCUGAAUGGGGUGCAUCACCAGAUGAUGACAGCGGCUUCGAAGAAUCACAUACCAUGGUUACAGAAUCACCACAGCCGCUUGGUCUGGGAACUUUAAAGCGCCAGAGAGAAGAAGUUUUUGGGUCUUCCUGUCCUUCCCCUGGCGAGCUGGAACCCAGAGUCCCGAACUGUCGUUCUGAGGUGCCGAACAUGCAAUUAGAAGCCCAAGAACAUAUUCCUCGUAUGUGGGCGUUGGCGAAUGCUGCCGCAGCUGCUCCGGCAGCUAUAGACAGUUUGUCUCACAUGGAACCAGCCAGUGAAUCUGCAGACAUACCCAGCUCAGGCACUGGCUGUCAGUGGAGUGCGAAUCUGUUCGAGCGAUACUUUCAGGUCCUAGGCUCUGGGCAAGCAUCACCGUUAUGA